AUGACCGCGAAUGAAGGUAAAGACGACGAUUCAGACGACGAAAACGACGCGGUUUCAGACGACGGGUUCGUGUACGCCAAAGUUGAAGUCGUGAGCGUCGAAGGGACCGACUCCGACGACGAAGAUGAGAGGCGGAAGGAAGUGUUGUGUCUUGGGGAGGAAGACCGGCAAAACGGAGGAAGCGAAGCGUCGCCGAGUCUAGAGUUGACCGAGGAGAAGGUAGAGGAUGUGAACAACAGUGAGAAGAAGAAAAAGAAGAAAAAGAGGAGAAAGUCAGAGCAAGAAGUAGAAGAGGAUCCGACUGAAUUCUCCCCUCGAGUGUCGGAAGAAGUUCCGCGAAAGGUGCCGGUCGACGAUGCUCCAACGCCUUUCGUUGAAUUAGGUAUUCACAAAGAGAACGAAGACCAAAAAAUACAGAGACAAACGCAAUUCACCUCCCUCGCCAACGCCACGAAAACCAACCAAGACGCGCUCUUACUCUGCGAGCGACUCAGGAGAGAAAUACAAACGCACAAGACGCACCGCCUUCGUUUAGAGCAAGAAAAACGCGAGCAAAUGAAAACCAUCAAGCGCUUGAAGAAGGAAGCGGAGGAAGUGUUCGCGCCGGCGAUUGAAGAUUUGAACGCCAAGUACGGGGUUGCGAUGAAAGAUAGAACGAUGUUGACGAUCGAGAGAAAUAAGCUGAUGAAAAGAGUUAAAGGAUUGGAGCAAGAGUUGGAAGAGUUGAAAGAUGCGCAGACGAAGAAGAAGAAGACGAAGAAAGAGGAGGAAGAGGAGAAAGCAAAGGCAAAGGCAAAGCCGACGAGUAAAGUGGCCACGCGGGUGAAAGCCAUAGAACACAAAGUAGCGAAAGAAGAAGAAGAAAGAGAGGAAGAAGAAGAAGAAGAAAAGGAACGAAAAGAAACAUCGUAUGCGGCACCUUCGUCCGCUCUUUUGCUGAAAAAGUUCAAAAAACGACAGAAGAAACACGCGGCGAAAACGCGCGUCGUCUCGCAAGAGGAGGUUGGAGAAAAUACGCGACGAGAGGCGUUUGACCACGCAGGGCGCGCGAGGCAAACGGACAUGUUUGAAGCAACGAAAGAAGAAGAGAAGAAGAAAGAGCGGAAGCAUAUGCAGACGUUAUUAUCGCAGUCCCGAACGGAACAACGCCGGGAAAAACCACGAGUGGUAAACGUUACGCAUACGAGACUCAUUCGUCUACCGAAAUCAGACAAAGACCAACGUUUCGCAUCUGCUCUACACCCAUCGAAAAAGUGCAUCGCGUACGGCGACGAGAGCGGUGGAUGGAGAAUGCUCGACACGAACACGGGAGAAGUUAUCGCAUCUUUUGAGAAUUAUGCCGUGUCUACGCAAGAGAUAUGUACGAGUCGAGUUACCUUUAUCAGCUUUGUAAACACGGGUAAAAUAUUGCUGUGCGGCGACGCUCGAGGCUGCGUAUCCUUGUUCGAUUUGACGCUCGCGAAACGGAUUUUUUUUUUCCCGCAUUCGCCUUUAGUAGCGUUACCAUCGGUAUCUUUAGCACCAUCUACGACAUGCGAUACCGCAGAAGAAUCGCUGCUGCAGCCGGCGCCGCCGAAGUUAGAUUCUGAGUCUACGUACUGCGUCUUUAUCAAGGGUACCGGCAACAACGGCGAGACAAACUCCACGACGACGCCUCUCGAAGCCGCGAAAACACCGGCGGUAAAAGGCAUAGCGCUUUCGCCGAAUGAAUCCUUCGUCGCGGUAACGUACAAACACUCCAACGUCUUCAAAAUAUUCGAUUGCUGUUAUUCGAUGCCGAAGGAAUCACUAGAAGAGAACUCCUUUCUCCUGUGCGAGAUUAAGACCGAAUGUUCGCCGGAUAUUUCGAGCGUAGAUUUUAUAAACGAUACCACCGUAAUCAUCCGCGACGAGACGUCCGCGGCGUACAGAGUAUCAUUUUAA
This is a messenger RNA of Bathycoccus prasinos, 1923 nucleotides long. RefSeq names its product WD repeat pf20, putative. The record is from RefSeq and is a predicted model, not a curated record. Lineage: Eukaryota; Viridiplantae; Chlorophyta; Mamiellophyceae; Mamiellales; Bathycoccaceae. The transcript has a single exon. Gene Ontology annotation, molecular function: protein binding. The coding region runs from base 1 to 1923 and encodes 640 amino acids.